CGGUACACGCUGGUACACUGGUUCAUCAAAACAGCGGCAGCGUACACGCGCGCGGCUUAAACAACCCCAACUCCACCCGGGUCAACUCCUGUUGCAUUCGUCUCACCCACAUGCACACUCACUCACACACACACACACACACACACACACUCAUUUGUGCGGACAGACUGGCAGCCCCGAUCAGCUGCUGGCAAAAUGCGGUGAUGUCAUCCGGUUGAGCUGGUGUUCGUUGCGGACGCCUCUGGUGCACACGACCAGAUCUCUGCGAGAUCUUGCCCCGUUCUUGAAGGCGUUCGGAGCAAACGGACGUGCGCGCGAGAGCAUGUGGAUGCGUUGAAAAGUGGAUUUAAUUAAGAUCAACGCUUCUCAUCACCCCUGCACAGUGCUUGUUAGUGGUUUUUGUGGUCUCGGUUCGGUACUACGAGAGUUUGAAGAUUCGAAACGAAACAACAGUGAUAUAAAGCGUGUUUUUACUCUUUAUUGAAGCAGUUGCAUCGUUGCACGAUCCAGCCAUAUCUGUGUGUCGUUUCCACUGCACUCUCUGUGUGCGUGGGAUGUAAGCUACAAGUGCAACGAUAUAAUGUGCCUUCCAUCUGUUUAAAUGCGCCACAUUGGAAUCAGUGAAGCAAAACAGUGCUGAAGAACACUACACUAAAGCAAACGCACCAAGAAAAGCACCGAUUUCUUCGAGCAACGCUACCUCUGCCGUCAAUCCGCACCGUACAGAAAUGGCCGAACAGAACGAAAAUGCAGCGACGAAAAAGAGCGUCAAAAUUCAGGACUACAUUUCGCCGGGCAUUUCGCGAGAACGAAGCUUCAUACGCACAUCGAACCAGCAGCAAUUUUUUGAGAUGAAUAAUAGCAACAAGCGGCGCAGUUUGGCAUUCACCCAAAGUCAGGCCCAUCAGCACGCCCAACAGCAACUGCGCGAGGGCCGCCUGGAUGGAUUGGGAGCCAUGAACAACAAGCUGAACGUGCACGCGCAGGAAUUUCAAAUGAAUAAUUUACCCCUAAACGAUCAUCGGUUUCCACUGCAAAGCUCAAGAUCUCUCAACAUCUACAGCAGCUCCCUGCAGCACUCGAAGUCCAGCGUCACGAUGCCGUUGGGCAGCAUGCCCGGCCGGCAUCACGCACUGCAGCUGGGCAGCAUCGGUAGUCCCGUCCCGAGGGGAUCACUUAUGAUGCCCGCCCAUGCGCCGCUCCAUCACGUCGGGGUGCAGCUGCAACCGUCCCACAUGCCGCUGGUAAAUUCACCCUCUAGCAGCAACAUACUGCACUCCAGCGGACCACGCGUCAAGUUCGCGCCGGAACCGAUGCUUCACGCACACGCACACAGCAGCAACACGCCUCAUGCCGCCAACAGCAACAACGGUGCCGUUGGUGGCGGUGCCAACAGUAACAACACGCAACUGAAUCUGGCCCCUUUGCAGCGCUCGAAGUCACUCUCGUCGGCAGACACGCUAACGCGCGGGUUGGCCAGUCUUGGGCUGGGCAUCGGGUCGGAAGCGAACGAUAUCGGUAUGUUCUCGCCGGAAGUGCAGACCGCCAUUACCAAGGCCAUCGAGGAUCCGAACCAGCUGAAUGCACGCUGCCUGAUGGACCUGGCGGCACAGUUGCUGCAUCGUGCCGUUGAAGGGCGCCGCUACUCCCUACCGAUAUCGCGUCUCUGCAUUUCGAUCAUCGCGAAAGAGAAAAAGGAAACAUUUCUGGAGGCACUGCUCAACACCUGCCGCCAGUGGUACCAGGAGCGGGACAAGGUACUGGGAGCGAUGCAAAACUCAAAGAACCCAUCCCGGCCCCGGUUCACCUCGUUCAUGGCGUUCCUCACCGAGAUGUUCUGCCAGCUGAAGCGGCGUCAGCUGCAGCUCCGUACCGAGUGUGACGGUGUACCACCGCCACUGGUACUGCUUACCGUGCUCGGCAAGUGCUGUGAGGAUUGCGUUCAGCCUCCGGUUCGAUCACUCUCGGAGAUCGAAUGUUUGUUCUUCGUGCUGACCUGCAUUGGGCGCGAUCUGGAAACUCAUCUGCCCCAGCAGCUCGAGUCGCUGCUGGCCGGGGUACGCGAUGCGUUCCUGAACUCGGCCGCUUCUGCACCGGCCAUCCGGCGCACACUGUUGCAACUGAUCGAGUUGCAGGCCUCCCAUUGGCAGCUACCCGGAAACACGGUUCUGUAUUACUAUCCCUCUUCCAAGUAGCAACCACCAACCAACACCAUACCAUACCACGGCCAAAACAGAAGCCACUACGGUUCGCGAGAGGAUCGACCGACAACUGACGACCCAAUGGCCCAACGGGUAAACGGGCUGAUAUAUACACUUCUUCUUUUUUUUGUGUUCAUUUUGAUUCUUUUUUUUUAAUUUAUUGAUGGACUGCAAGUCUGGUAGCGCCACCUCACGGGGUGUAGGGCACGGCCGCUCGCCGUCGCCGAACGAACAAUACGAAUCGAACGGAACCAAGCAUCGAUGGUACAUUUCAUUUGGAAACGGACGCUAAACAGGCACCACCGUGUGCCGUGUGCAUGCGAUCACUUUAUUCGAAAACGUUCGAGCGAAAGAUGGACAGAGAAGAAAAACAAAACCUAACGAAGCGAUCAGACUACAUUCCAUCAAAGCUGGUGAAAAAGUCACUGUAAAAGGAGUUCAAGUCAUGCUGAUUUAACUAGAUACACGCAAAAAAAUGAAGAAAAAAAUGAAAUUUUUAACGCUAGCGACAAAAAAAAACGCUAAACGACGAUCAGGGACGAUCCCUUUUAUAAGUUUAAUACUAUUGCAAGCUUGUUUUGCUAAAUUUCACAAACUUUCCUUUGCUGUUUCUCUCAUUUAAUCAUCAUCACCUUACUCUGUAACCUUUGAGAUUCUUUCUUUCUAUUGCUUUCUGCACACGAAAUGAUUCUGUAAUCAGCAACAUUACGAAACGAUUGGUUAUAAAAUGCCAUUUUUAUUAAGGUACCCUUUCAUACAAGAAGGAGUUGUGGUUUAGUGUGAAAGGAAUUUUGAUUUUGCAAUCGCUGCAUAUAUCCAUCAUCCGUGCCAUUUGCCGCUUCUGUUCUGUGGUCACACACACAAAAAAAAACACUCUCAUCUAACUCAUUGCCAUAGUUGGAAGCGUUUAUGCAAGCCACACUUAAGGAAAGGCUCGAAAAGCAAUGCGAAUCAUUAACGCA
Molecule: messenger RNA, 3163 nt
Organism: Anopheles gambiae (African malaria mosquito)
Lineage: Eukaryota; Metazoa; Arthropoda; Insecta; Diptera; Culicidae
Exons: 9
Coding region: 729-2195 (488 amino acids)
Biological process (GO): regulation of translational initiation
Cellular component (GO): cytosol
Molecular function (GO): translation activator activity; protein binding; RNA binding
Source: RefSeq, a predicted model, not a curated record